Molecule: messenger RNA, 2729 nt
Organism: Pseudogymnoascus verrucosus
Lineage: Eukaryota; Fungi; Ascomycota; Leotiomycetes; Thelebolales; Thelebolaceae
Gene: SYF1
Product: pre-mRNA-splicing factor syf1
Exons: 3
Coding region: 135-2612 (825 amino acids)
Biological process (GO): mRNA splicing, via spliceosome; generation of catalytic spliceosome for first transesterification step
Cellular component (GO): U2-type catalytic step 2 spliceosome; post-mRNA release spliceosomal complex; Prp19 complex
Molecular function (GO): protein binding
Source: RefSeq, a predicted model, not a curated record
CGUCUUCAGAAUUAUAGCUUCAUUAGCUUUAAUAUCAAUCAUCGAAAGGACAUUGACACAGGUUUCUCUUAAGCAUUAUCAGCGCGCCCGGCGCGGCAUUUACUGCGCGUAUAAAGUGGGCGAGGACUGAAAUCAUGACCGCUGCAAUGGCGCGUGGAAAGGUUUCGCGGGGACAACCUGAUCUAUAUCUCAUUUCUGAAGAAGAUACGAUUUACGAGCAAGAUAUACUCCGCGACCCUGAAAGCAUCAAGCCAUGGCUGGGAUAUAUAAAUUUCAAGUUGCGACAUGGGAGCUUACACGAACAAGCAUACGUCCUCGAACGUGCGUGCUUGCAGUUACCACGAUCAUAUAAGCUAUGGCGAAUGUAUCUCUCUAUCAGAACGAAGCACCUCCGAAAGCUCAACCCGGCCAUCUUCGCUGCAGAAUUUGCGAAAGUGAAUUCAUUAUUCGAGAAGGCUCUUGUUCUCUUGAACAAAAUGCCUAAGAUAUGGGAGAUGUAUCUUCAAUUCCUAUUACUUCAGCCACUUGUAACACUCACACGCCACACAUUCGAUAGAGCGCUACGAGCGCUACCAAUCACUCAACAUAACAAGAUAUGGGCCCUCUACAGACCAUUCGCAAAUUCCGCAACUGGACAGACGGCCGUUAAAAUUUGGCGACGAUACAUGCAAAUACACCCAGAAGAUGCAGAGGACUUCAUCGAACUGUUGGUCGAAGAGAGGCUUUACACGGAGGCGAUUAAGAUGUAUAUGAACAUUCUCAACAAUACAAGGUUUCGAAGCAAGCAUGGAAAGGGGCACUACCAGCUCUGGAAUGAAAUGAUUGACCUCCUUGUUACUCAUGCUAGGCUCGUAGAAACAGGAUACGAAAAUGGCAUUAAUGUUGAAAGCAUUAUCAGAAGUGGCAUUGAGAGGUUUUCAGACCAAAGAGGCAAGCUGUGGUCUGGCCUAGCUACGUACUGGAUCACUCGUGGGAGCUUUGAAAAAGCAAGGGAUAUUUUUGAAGAGGCUAUAAUAACAGUCAUGACUGUUCGUGACUUCACGCUGGUUUUUGAUUCAUACACGGAAUUUGAAGAAUCGGUUAUUGGGGCACUGAUGGACUCUGCGGCCAGUCGCUCAAGCAGAGGAGCUGUGGACGAAGACGCAGAUUUUGAUUUAGAUAUCAGAAUGAUGCGGUUCGAGCAACUAAUGGACCGACGGCCAUUCCUCGUGAAUGAUGUCCUAUUACGGCAGAACCCCAACAAUGUGCCUGAGUGGGAGAAACGAGUUGCGCUCUGGGGUGACAACAAGCGUGAAGUAGUCCAGACAUAUACCGACGCCAUCACUGCGGUGCAGCCGAAGAAAGCAAUUGGCCAGUUUCACGAACUUUGGGUCAAUUAUGCUAAGGUCUAUGAGAACGGCGGGGAUUUGCGAGACGCUCGGUUAAUACUGGAGAAAGCUGUAAAGGUCCCUUUUAAGUCAGUUGCAGAGCUAGCAGAGUUGUGGAUAGAGUGGGCUGAGAUGGAGCUGAGAAAUGAGAAUUUUGAGGGAGCCGUCAAUGUCAUGGCCAAAGCAGUACAGGCACCGAAACGAUCAACGGUAGAUUAUUUCGACGAAACACUCUCGCCACAACAGCGAGUUCACAAGAGUUGGAAACUUUGGAGCUUUUAUGUCGACCUUGUUGAGAGUGUCAGCACUCUUGAGGAGACUAGGAACAUAUAUGAAAGGAUAUUUGAGCUUCGAAUCGCUACUCCACAGACAGUUGUCAAUUAUGCAAACCUUUUGGAGGAAAGCAAAUAUUUUGAAGAGUCAUUCAAGAUCUAUGAACGGGGCUUGGAUUUGUUCAGUUAUCCGGUAGCCUUUGAACUCUGGAACUUAUAUCUCACCAAAGCUGUCGACCGGAAAAUUAGUAUUGAACGGCUACGGGAUCUUUUCGAGCAGGCUGUUGAAGGAUGCCCUCCACGUUUCGCCAAAGUGCUCUAUCUCAUGUACGGUAAUCUUGAGGAGGAUCGAGGCUUGGCACGACAUGCAAUGCGCAUAUAUGAGCGCGCCACAAGAGCAGUCUCGGAUGAAGAUCGAGCAGACAUGUUCAACUUUUAUAUUACGAAAUCCGCGUCGAACUUUGGGUUGCCGUCCACACGACCUAUUUACGAGCAUGCCAUUGCUGCUCUACCUGAUAGCGACGCCAGGGACAUGUGCUUAAAAUUUGCCGAUAUGGAGAAGAGGUUGGGUGAAAUUGAUAGAGCGAGAGCCAUAUACGGGCAUGCUUCGCAAUUCUGCGACCCGCGAACGAGUCCGACCUUCUGGUCCAAAUGGGAAGCUUUCGAAGUUCAACAUGGAAAUGAGGAUACGUUUAAGGAAAUGCUCCGCAUCAAACGCAGCGUACAGGCCCAGUACAACACAGACGUUAACUUUAUUGCUUCCCAGGCUCUGGCAAGGAGUCAUGCAAGCCCCAACGGUAAGGGCGACGACAAUCACGAGGAUGCCAUGGCAGCCCUGGAACGAGAAGCACGUGCCCCUGUGGGGUUUGUUGCUGCAAGCACCGGCCCACCACAGGGCAAAAUUGCUGUUGAACCAGCUGUGGUUGCGAAUCCAGAUGCAAUCGAUGUUGAUGGAUUAGAGGAAGAAGAUUGAGCUAGCACCGGCGCUUAUAGAUAGCAUGGGAGUAAAUGAUAUCAUCAAGGCAUAAUAACUUAACAUAGUUAAGUGAAAUACUCGUAAUUUCUUUCUAGACUAAGCUGAACUUCAGCC